Messenger RNA from Lachancea fermentati, 927 nucleotides. The record is from the annotation of a GenBank genome assembly. NCBI's taxonomy places the organism in Eukaryota, Fungi, Ascomycota, Saccharomycetes, Saccharomycetales, Saccharomycetaceae.
AUGUCUACUCCUGUCAUCCCAGAAUACUCUCUUUCCGACUACGCCAAAUUUGCUUUGGCUGGUGCUAUUGGUUGUGGUUCUACCCACUCUUCGAUGGUUCCAAUCGAUGUGGUUAAGACCAGAAUCCAAUUGGAACCAACUGUUUACAACAGAGGUAUGAUUGCUUCUUUCAAGCAAAUUAUCUCUGCUGAGGGUGCUGGUGCCUUGUUGACUGGUUUCGGUCCAACUUUGUUGGGUUACUCUGUUCAAGGUGCUUUCAAGUUCGGUGGUUAUGAAGUUUUCAAGAAGUUGUUCAUUGACACUUUGGGUUACGAACAGGCCGUCAACUACAAAAACUCCAUUUACAUUGGUUCUGCUGCUAUUGCUGAAUUCUUUGCUGACAUUGCCUUGUGUCCUUUGGAAGCUACCAGAAUCAGAUUGGUGUCUCAACCUCAAUUCGCAAACGGUCUUGUCGGUGGUUUCUCCAGAAUCUUGAGAGAGGAAGGUAUUGGCUCUUUCUACGCUGGUUUCACCCCAAUUUUGUUCAAGCAAAUUCCAUACAAUAUCGCCAAGUUCUUGGUGUUUGAACGUGCGGCUGAAGUGUACUUCGGCAUGGCUGGCCCUAAGGAGAGCUUGUCUCAAACUACCACUACUGGUCUAAACUUGCUAUCUGGUUUGACUGCUGGUUUGGCUGCUGCCAUUGUUUCUCAACCUGCUGACACUUUGUUGUCUAAGGUUAACAAGACCAAGAAGGCCCCAGGUCAAUCAACCAUCGGUUUGUUGGCCCAGCUUGCUAAGCAGCUUGGUUUCGUCGGUUCUUUCGCUGGUUUGCCUACUCGUUUGGUUAUGGUUGGUACCUUGACUUCCUUGCAAUUCGGUAUUUAUGGUUCUUUGAAGAAGAGUCUAGGUUGUGCACCAGCUAUUGAGAUUGGCGGUGGCGGUCACUAA